This is a messenger RNA of Diuraphis noxia (Russian wheat aphid), 794 nucleotides long. RefSeq lists its product as uncharacterized. The record is from RefSeq and is a predicted model, not a curated record. Gene Ontology annotation, molecular function: ubiquitin-protein transferase activity. NCBI's taxonomy places the organism in Eukaryota, Metazoa, Arthropoda, Insecta, Hemiptera, Aphididae. Gene Ontology annotation, biological process: protein ubiquitination.
UAUAUGAUAAGUAUAUUUGCUAAUAACAGAAAAAAAUAUUGGAAGAAUACAUAUUAUGUGGAUAGUAAAUAGAUCGAUUGUGAACUCAAGUCUUUCAAGUUCACAGGAUUAGGUAUCAGAUGUUGUUUUAUUGCGUGACAUUUUUUUAUAGUUGCUAUUUUUAGAAUAAUAUGAAUUGAUAAUCUUAUUAAAAUGCCAUCUGAUUCCGUUGUAAAAACGUCACUUAUAGUUGGAGGAUUAACAUUUCUGGGUUUUAUAGCUGGAGGAAGACUUGGUUCUAUGUUUGGAGCGGUUAUUGGAACAGUUGUUUGUUCAAUGUUGAAUAUAGAAGAACCAAUGAGAGAACCUAGAGAUGAAAAUCCUCGUAUUACACCUUAUUCUCGCCCAAUCAGUUCAAAUCGGAAUAAUGAAAAUAAAGUCAAAAAAUCUAAAAAUGAACCAUGUGAACCAUCUAAAUGUUCUAUAUGUCUUGAACCAUUUAAACCUUCAAUUGUAUUAUUGCCAUGUAAACAUAUGUGUUUUUGUGAUGAAUGUUUUGAAAAAGUACAAAGAAAAAAAAUGUCUUCUUGUCCAAUUUGCAGAAAAAAUAUUGAUCAUUUUAUGAAUGUGUAUUACUCAUAAGCUGUAUUCGACCAUUUAAAUUUGCUAGCAAUUUUUUUUAAAUAAUAAAACCGUAUAAUUGCUUCUAUUUGAGAAUAGUAUGUAUUUUUUUUAAACACUUGUUAUAUUUAUCUAACAAAUGUGAUGUACUUAAAUAUAAUUUUAAUUUUUGUAAAAAAUACUUAACUAUGUAA